UAGCUGAAAAAGUACACCUUCUGAAUUUGAAGUUUUACAUUAUUUUCUCAAAAUUCUGUAAAAAAAUUAUGAAUCGAUUAUUUUAAUCACACUGGUAGAGUCUUCCAGCCUAUCGUUAAAGACUAUGAUGUUUAUCGCUCGUCGCAUCUCAUAUAAAUAAAGUAAUACAUGCUGCAAGAAGCUGAAAGUGGUCACGUACUCUUUGUUCCAAGCUUUCUGAGAAAAUGGUUCGGCUGCACGUGAAGAAAGGCGACGAGAGCCAGUUUCUGUACGACACACUCGUGGAGGCUCGGAUUGAAGACAUUAUAUACGACAUUACUAUUAUUUACAACGGUCGGCUGAAAGUCUCAAGAAUAUGUUAUGAAAUCGAGGAGCUGAUCAAGCACGGCACCAUGCUGCCCCAUGACAUGAUGGGCCUCACCGACGAACAGGUUGAGGAGCUGAAGCUCAAGGACGAGUGGGGUGAAAAAUGCGUGCCGAUAGGCGGAUGGACCUUUAACAAGGACGUUAUAGGCCGCAGAAAUGGCAAACAGCCUAACGUGAAGAUGCAGGAGGUCUUGAAGAAAACGAUCGAAGAGGCACGAACUAUGGUUUCGAAGAAGUUGGUGCAGCAAGAAAAGCUGGUGACACAGAAAACCGUGCAAGAGGCAUUGGACAUUCUAAGGGGUGCCGUGACGAUUGUUUAUCCAAUGGGGCUUCCUCCUCAUGAUAUUAUCCGUCAGGAAUUCGAGAACACGGAGGAUUUGAGCGGCACUCAAGCAUCGCUCGAGGUUAUAGAUGUGCAACUGGCACAACUUUGGUUCUCAGGAAAAGAAUUAUUACCAGGGACGAAAUUAAAGGAUUAUGUCGGGAUGAACGAAAAGACAAAGAUUAUUAUCAAGCUACAGAAAAGAGGAGGCGGAAGACCUGCUCGUGAACCAUUAAUGUCAGAAGAGGAAAGGAAACAACUAAUGCUACACGCCUAUAAGCGACAGGAACAGCUCAAGGUAAGUGAAGCUUCCGUUUUGUUGAUAAAGUAGUUUUCUCUUUUGUACG
Molecule: messenger RNA, 1035 nt
Organism: Bombus impatiens (common eastern bumble bee)
Lineage: Eukaryota; Metazoa; Arthropoda; Insecta; Hymenoptera; Apidae
Product: cilia- and flagella-associated protein 298
Exons: 5
Coding region: 225-1019 (264 amino acids)
Biological process (GO): regulation of cilium movement
Source: RefSeq, a predicted model, not a curated record